Vollenhovia emeryi is the source of this 5127-nucleotide messenger RNA. RefSeq lists its product as uncharacterized. NCBI's taxonomy places the organism in Eukaryota, Metazoa, Arthropoda, Insecta, Hymenoptera, Formicidae. Bases 1 to 5127 code for a protein of 1708 amino acids. Gene Ontology annotation, biological process: DNA replication. The transcript has 8 exons. Gene Ontology annotation, molecular function: nucleotide binding; DNA binding; DNA-directed DNA polymerase activity. The record is from RefSeq and is a predicted model, not a curated record.
AUGACACGUGAAAUUGGCGACAACAGUAGCAGGAGCACCAGCAGCACCAGCAGCAGCGGCAACAGGAGCAACAGCAGCAGCAGCAGCAGCAGCAGCAGCAGAAGCAGAAGCAGAAGCAGUAGCACCGGAUUAUCAGACGAUGUGGAGAAGAAUUACGACGCGUUUUGGGCUUUCGCGCUCGCGAGUUCGAACACGUUGCUAUGCGUUAUGCAUAGCCUCGGAUAUUGCGCCCAAGAUCAUAGGCUGAUUACAAUAAUCGGCGAGAUCUUGGAAAUGCGCGCGGACUGCGGGCAUGUGGAAUCCGAUGCGGGGAGGCACAUCGCCGAUUUCAGACAUCGUAAUACUUACGGUGUGAAGAAAUGGAGAGCACGAAUCGAGGCGACACCCUCCGAGAGCGACAUCGAGGUCAUAGACUUAGGCGCCGAAGCAGAGAAUGAAUCGGAAGAGGAUAACGCCUCACAUAGAUCCGUGAGUCCGGCGGAUCCAGCGAUCUUUACGCCACUAGAGGAGAUGGAGAACGAGGAGGAGGAGGAGGAGGAGGAGGCUAGGCGAAGAAGAAGCGCAGCCUUUCGAUUGGGACAGCGAUAUCGGGUAUCAGCUGAUGCGGGAAGAGGCUGGCGAGGGGCAGGAGGAAGAGGAGGAGGGGAGGAAGAGGAAGUACAGAUUGGCGCCGGUGCUAACCGACCCUCUUCGCAAAAUGAGAGAGAGGAGAAUUCUCCAGCGGAAGAAGAAGAAGAAGAAGAAGAAGAAGAAGCCGAACUCUCGCAUAAUUCCUUGGAGAACAACGAUAAUCACGCCGACAACGACGAUGACGACGACAACGACAGAGCCGAUGGACUACAGGCGGAAAACUCGCGGCGAUUUCGAAACUUCGAGAUACUCGGUCGGGAGGCGAGUUUUAAAAUACGUGCGUUGCCCGAGGGUAGCGAUACCGUACGCUGGAUAGAAAACGCGUUCCGUGAAAUUCACGCGUACACGAUUCGUUCGAGCGCCCCGAGCGAUUACGUGGGGUUAACGUUCGAUUCGGUGGAUCUGACGCACGGCCCGGCGGGGCUAUCCUUUCGUCCGGUGCGUGACUUGACCCACGAGGACAUAUGGGGACUCGUGAGUUCGAUAGCGCAGAGCGCCGCGGGACUCGAUAUCGCCGAAAGUUUCAUCGUACGCGUUUUUAACGUCGCGGCGCCCACGGGGCGCGGGGGCGUGUCAAAUAAAUUGACGCGAGAGGACGUUGCUAAGCGCUCGAGUUUGCAGCUCGGCAAUACUGAUAAUUUGUGCCUGCCCCGAUCACUCGUAGUGGCGCGAAUUUAUUGCGAGCGCGGAAAUCUGCGCGAGGGAGAACUCCACAAAAGGUGGAAUUCCGUAAGAUACCGGAGUUCUAAAUUACAGCGGACAUUAGCGUUAGAACUGACGAGGAACGCCGGUAUUACGAUACCCGAGGAGGGAUGCGGGAUUCGCGAAAUCGAGCGUUUUCAGCGGUUUCUCGCCGCUGAAAAUAUAGCGGUAUAUAAUUUUAGCACUUUUGCGCGCGGGGGGAAGCUAUUGUACGACGGCUGCGAGUUACUUGGCUCUCUAGGUCGCGAACCCACCCACCGAUUAAAUAUAUUGUAUUACGAGCGUUCGCGUCAUUAUAACCCCAUCCUAAAUUUAAAGGCCGCCGCCGGUUCUCGAGGUGGAUAUUGCGUGACGUGCAACACGGGUUUUCGUAACGACAGAGGCCAUCGCUGCGCGAAAAGGUGCCCGCGAUGCUACGCCGCGGCGUCGUGCGAAGAUCGUGACGCGGAGAUCGUCAAGUGCGCGUCGUGUAAUCGUUCGUUCUUCGGUAAUUCGUGUUUCGAGCGUCAUCGCGCGGAAAAAUCCUACGACGGUAGAUCGAGCACGAGCGUUUGUAAAUCCGUUCGAAUUUGCGACGGUUGCGGGCGAUUCGUAAAAUCGAACUCGCUACACAGAUGCAACGUAGCGUAUUGCAAGACGUGUCGCUCGUGCCAGUCCACGAAUCAUCUUUGUUUUAUGCAGCCUCGUCGAUGCGCGAAAAACCGUGCGCGCGAAGAUCCCGGGGAGGGUACGAGCGCGAUAGAGACGCACGCGAACGAAACCGACGAGACAUCCGCGACGGCGUCGGCGGCGGCGGCGACAGACGCAAACAGGAAUCGCGUCGCAUUCGUGUUUUACGACUUCGAAACGCGACAAGACGAGACGCUCGAGGGUUGCGAGAGCGGAAAGAUCCAUGUGCCGACUCUUUGCGUCGCGCAGCAGAUUUGCGAAGAGUGCUCGACGAUAGAGGAUACGACGUCGGUGCGAUGCCGCUGGUGCGGAGUGCGCGAAUUCGUAUUUCGGCACGAUCCGGUAAAACAGUUUGUCGAUUUCGCCACGCGUACGACAAAGUAUUUCAAAAAGAUCAUUUGUAUCGCGCAUAAUGCAAAAGCGUUUGACGCGCAGUUUAUUUUAAAACACCUGGUAGAGGACGCGAAAACGAGGGAAGAACCACGGGUGAUUUUGAACGGGACUAAAAUUAUCGUAAUGACGGUCGGACAUACUAAAUUUAUCGAUAGCGUGAAUUACAUGCCGAUGCGCUUGUCCGAUUUACCAAAAGCUUUCGGGUUGCGGGAUACGGCGGAUAAGGGGAUCUUCCCGCAUUUGUUUAACACGCGCGCGAAUCAAACGUACGUCGGUCCGUUACCCGAAGUACGAUAUUAUUCUCCCGAACAAAUGAAACCCGAGGAGCGCGAACGGUUUCUAACGUGGCACGCGGAGAUGACGCGUAAAAAUAUCGUUUUCGAUUUUCAACGCGAGAUAAUCCGGUAUUGUCGCAACGACGUCGAUAUCCUCCGACGCGCGUGUUGGGCUUUCAGAAAGAUCUUUUUAGAACGUGGAGGCGUAUGUCCGUUCGAGGAAUGCCCGACUAUCGCCUCCACGUGCAUGAGGAUUUUUCACAAGAACUUUUUGCGCGAAAAGGAAAUAGGACUCAUCCCGGUGGGGGGAUAUAGAUACGCCGACAAUCAGUCGAGCAAGGCUCUACGAUGGCUGGUGUGGAUGGAGCGCGAGCUCGGUCAUCGUAUAAUCCACGCGGGUCGAGGACGCGAGUACCGAAUCGAAGGCACGCGCGUCGACGGGUAUUACGAAUCGAGGACCGCGGGAGAUACGAACGAGACGCGGCACUGCGUGCUGCAAUUCCACGGGUGUUUUUGGCACAGCUGUCCGGCGUGCUUUCGGCUGAAUCGCGAUAAACGACUUUCGGGUCGCGAAGACACGAUCGACGCGCGCUACGAGCGGACUCUCGCGACGACGUGGCGUCAUCGAAAACAGGGAUACCACGUGACGGAGAAAUGGGAGUGCGACUUCGACCGAGAGACGCGCGAGAAUCGCGAGAUGCGGGAUUUUUUCCAGAAUCAUCCGUUGCUGAAAUCCCCGCCUCUCGACCCUCGCGACGCGUUUUACGGCGGUCGUACGGGAAAUAUCGCUACGUUGCGUGAAAUCACGGGUAACGAGAAAAUACGCAACGUAGACGUGUGCUCGCUGUAUCCGUACGUACUGAAAACCGGCGCUUUCCCGAUCGGGCAUCCCGACAUUUAUAUCGGACAAGAAUGCUCCGCGUUAAUCGGGACAGCGCCGAAUUACAAUUUCGACUCGGUCGAGGGUCUCGUUCGCUGCAGAGUACUCCCCCCGCGCGAUCUCUUUCAUCCGGUACUCCCGUAUCGCGUACGCGGCAAAUUAUUGUUUGGCCUCUGUCGAAGUUGCUGCGAAACGUUCUCGCAGGACGCGUGCACCCACGAUCACCCCGCCGAUCGCGAAUUUGUCGGCACCUGGGUAUCCGCCGAAUUGCGCAAAGCCCUCGAGAAAGGCUAUCUCGUGACGGAGGUGAGUGAGCUUUGGCAGUACAAAGUCACGCGAUACGAUCGCGUUACGCGGCAGGGCGGUCUGUUCGUCGAGUAUAUAAAUUCAUUUUUGCAACUGAAGCAGGAGGCCAGCGGAUGGCCGAGCGAAUGCGCGGAUGACGAGGCUAAGGAGCGUUACUUGCGGGAAUACGAGGAAAUCGAGGGUAUCGCUCUCGAUAGGAAUAAUAUCGCUCGAAACCCCGGUUUACGCUCGGUCGCGAAACUCUGUUUAAAUUCGUUUUGGGGAAAAUUCGGCCAGCGAAGCAAUCUGCCGAAUACCGAGAUCGUGAAAUCGCCCCAGCGUUUCGCGACUCUGCUCACGAGCCCCGAGCACGAAAUUACCAAUAUACUCCCCGUCAACGACGAGCUGCUAUAUGUCUCGUGGCGGUUACGCGAAGAGGCAGUCGCGGCUUCGCCGAUGACGAACGUCGUGAUCGCGGCAUACACGACGGCGCAAGCGAGGCUAAAAUUAUACGAAUACCUCGAGCUAUUGGAUAGACGCGUCUUGUACUACGAUACCGACUCGUGCAUAUAUGUAAGUACAGGCGAACCGGACGAAUAUGAGCCGCGUACGGGAAAUUUUCUCAGCGAUAUGACGGACGAGCUCGAGAGUUACGGACGCGGUAGCUACAUCGAGUCGUUCGUGUCGGGCGGUCCGAAAUUUUACGCGUAUAUCGUUCGCACGCCGGAAGGCCGUACGCGCGAGGUUUGUAAAAUAAAGGGGAUAACUUUAAAUUAUAAUAAUUCGUUAAUCGUAAAUUUUAAUAGUAUUAGGAAAUUACUGACAGACAGAGGUUUGCCACGUCCGGAGGAUUAUUCGAACGAUCCGCUUUCCCCGAAAUUGCUGAUAAUCGACGAUCUUAUGAGGGAAUCGUCGUCGAGCGACGCGAUCGUGGAUCUCAUCACCAAAGGCAGCCAUCAUAAGAAUCUCAGCGUGAUUCUCAUCUCUCAAAAUCUUUUCCAUCAGGGGCGCGGGCAACGCGACAUAUCUCUCAACGCGAAUUACAUCGUUGUUUUUAAAAAUCCUCGCGAUCGCGCCCAAAUUCGUCAUUUGGCGCGACAAGUCUCGCCCGACGAUCCGAAAUUUCUAGAAGAGGCCUACUACGACGCCACGUCGAGACCGCACGGGUAUCUACUGCUCGAUCUGAAACAAUCGACUCCGGACGAAUAUCGAUUUCGCACCUGCAUCUUUCCCGACGACGCGACGCAUUACGUCUACGUAGCGCGUAAAUCAUUCUCCAGCGGAUACGUAUAA